Meloidogyne enterolobii is the source of this 839-nucleotide messenger RNA. Lineage: Eukaryota; Metazoa; Nematoda; Chromadorea; Rhabditida; Meloidogynidae. The record is from the annotation of a GenBank genome assembly.
AUGUUUUUGCGAGCUGCCCGUGCAGGCAAUUUAGAAAAUGUCCUCGAUUUUCUCCGUACAGGUGUAGAUAUAAAUACUUGCAAUUCUAAUGGAUUAAAUGCUUUGCAUUUGGCAUCGAAAGAGGGGCAUAAUGAAGUUGUUAGAGAAUUAUUGAGAAGAGGAGCCGUUGUUGAUGCGAGUACGAGAAAGGGAAAUACUGCUUUACAUAUAGCUUCUUUGGCUGGUCAAGAUAUAAUUGUAACAAUUUUGGUUGAACACGGUGCUAAUGUUAAUGCCCAAUCAUUAAAUGGAUUUACUCCUCUAUAUAUGUCUGCACAAGAAAACCAUGAAGUUGUUGUUCGUUAUUUGCUUGCACAUGGUGCUAAUCAGGCACUCGCCACAGAAGAUGGUUUCACUCCUUUGGCUGUUGCUCUUCAACAAGGGCAUGAUCGAAUUGUUGCUCUUCUAUUAGAAAAUGACAAUACAAGUAAAGUAAAACUUCCAGCAUUACACAUUGCUGCUAAAAAAGAUGAUACUCGAGCAGCUUCUUUACUUUUACAAAAUGAACAAAAUCCAAAUGUAACUUCAAAAAGUGGAUUUACUCCUUUACAUAUUGCUGCACAUUAUGGAAAUGCAGGUAAUUAAAAAAUUACUUGUACUAACUCUCUUAUGGUCUGACACCUCUUGGAAUAUAGCUUUCCUUAAGUCUAUCAAAUAUCUCGCUAUCCCAUCCUCUUAACUCGACGUCCGGAAUUAAAAUUUCAUCGGGUUCCCGAUUUACUUUUCAACAUACAAUGAUCACAUUUCUGUCAGUUAGAUUAUUACUUGACUUAAUGUUAAAAAUAAGGUAUCACUUUGUA